AUGGCCGAGCAGGAGAGCCUGGAGUUCGGCAAGGCCGACUUUGUCCUCCUGGACCAGGUGACCAUGGAGCACUUCAUGGAGAACCUGAAGCUGAGGUUCGAGAUGGGGCGGAUUUACACCUACAUCGGGGAGGUGGUGGUCUCCAUGAACCCCUACAAGCAGACGCAGCUCUACGGGAAGGACGUGAUCGAGCAGUACCAGGGCCGAGAGCUGUACGAGCGGCCGCCGCACCUCUACGCCGUGGCCGACGCCGCCUACAAGGCCAUGAAACGCCGAGCCAAAGACACCUGCAUCGUCAUCUCAGGGGAGAGUGGUGCUGGGAAGACGGAAGCCAGUAAAUACAUCAUGCAGUACAUAGCGGCCAUCACUAACCCCAGCCAGAGGGAAGAGGUGGAGAGGGUGAAGAACGUGCUGCUCAAGUCCAACUGCGUCCUGGAGGCCUUCGGCAACGCCAAGACCAACCGCAACGACAACUCCAGCCGCUUCGGCAAAUACAUGGACAUCAACUUCGACUUCAAAGGGGACCCCACCGGCGGCCACAUCAACAACUACCUCCUGGAGAAGUCUCGCAUCCUCCACCAGCAGCCGGGCGAGAGGAACUUCCACUCCUUCUACCAGCUGCUUCUCGGGGCCUCAGACACUCAGGUGGCCUCCCUCCAUCUCUGCAGAGACCCUGCAGCCUACCGCUUCACCAGCGAGGGCGCCAGCAACAACCUGCUGACCAGUGAUCAGUCCAACUUCAAGGCCGUGGCAGACGCCAUGAAGGUGAUCGGCUUCAGCCCGGAGGAGAUCGACUCGGUCUACAAGAUCCUGGCUACUAUUUUACACUUGGGCAACGUGAGCUUUGUCACCGAGGGAGAUGCCGUGGCGAUAGAGAACAGGGAGCUGGUCUCCCAGCUGGCGGAGCUGACCUCCACCCAGCCGGAGAGCCUGCUGAGAGCCCUGCUGUACCGCGCGGUGGCCACGGGCGGUGGGGAGGUCAUCGAGAAGGGUCAUAGUGCCAAGGAAGCCAACUAUGCCAGGGACGCCUGCGCCAAGGCCAUCUACGAGCGGCUGUUCUGCUGGAUCGUGGGGCGCAUCAACACCGUCAUCGAGGUGAAGAACUACGAUGCCCGGCUCCACGGCAAGAACACCGUCAUCGCCGUGCUGGACAUCUACGGCUUCGAGAUCUUCGAAAGCAACAGCUUCGAGCAGUUUUGCAUCAAUUACUGUAACGAGAAGCUGCAGCAGCUGUUCAUCGAGCUGAUCCUGAGGCAGGAGCAGGAGGAGUAUCAGCGGGAAGGCAUUGAGUGGCAGCACAUCGAGUACUUCAACAACCAGAUCAUCGUGGACCUGGUGGAGCAGCCGCACAAGGGCAUCAUCUCCAUCCUGGACGAGGCCUGCCUGACCGGGGGCCAGGUCACGGACGCCAUGUUCCUGGAGUCCAUGAACACCAAGCUGGGCAAGCACCCCCACUACACCAGCCGCAAGCUCUGCGCCAUCGACAAAUCCAUGGAGUUCGGCCGGGAUUUCCGCAUCAAGCACUAUGCCGGGAACGUCACGUACUCGGUGGAGGGGUUUAUCGACAAGAACAAGGACACCCUCUUCCAAGAUUUCAAGCGGUUGAUGUACAACAGCACGGACCCCGUCCUGAGGGACAUGUGGCCGGAGGGCGAGGUCAGCAUCACCGAAGUGACCAAGCGCCCCCUGACGGCUGCCACCCUCUUCAAGAACUCCAUGGUGGCGCUGGUGGAGAACCUGGCCUCCAAGGAGCCCUACUACGUGCGCUGCAUCAAGCCCAACGACCAGAAGUCGCCGCUGCUCUUUGACGCCAAGCGCUGCCGCCACCAGGUGGAGUACCUGGGCCUGCUGGAGAACGUGCGGGUCCGCAGGGCCGGCUUCGCCUACCGGCAGCCCUACGACCGCUUCCUGCUCAGGUAUAAGAUGACCUGCGAGUACACGUGGCCCAACCACCUCAUGCCCACGGACCAGGAGGCCACGCGGGCCCUCAUCGACCAGCACGGCUUCCAGGACGACGUGGCCUAUGGCCACACCAAGAUCUUCAUCCGCAUGCCCCAGACCCUCUUCUGCCUGGAGCAGGAGCGGGCCCAGCUCAUCCCCAUCAUCGUGCUCCUGCUGCAGAAGGCGUGGCGGGGGGCCCUGGCCCGGCGGCGCUGCCGGUACCUGCGUGCCAUCUACACCAUCAUGGGCCAUUACAAGCGGCACAAGGUGAAGACGUACCUGCUGGAGCUGGUGCGCCGCUUCCAGGGGGUGCGCAGCAUGGCCGACUACGGCAAGAGCGUGGAGUGGCCUGACCCGCCGGCGGUGCUGGCGCAGUUCCAGGAAAACAGCAAGCUGCUCUUCCGCAGGUGGCGAGCCAGGCAGAUCGUGAAGAACAUCCCUCCCUCGGACAUGGCGCAGAUCCAGGCCAAGGUGGCGGCCAUGGAAGUGCUGCAGGGCUUGCGCAAAGACUGGGGUUGCCAGAGGAACUGGGGCCGGGAUUACCUGUCGUCGGUGGCUGAAAACCCUGUCAUGGCCGCCCAGUUCGCCAGGAGGGUGCAGGCCCUGAGGGACAAAGUGCACUUCGGCUCGGUGCUGUUCUCCUGCCAUGUUCGCAAGAUCAACCGCUUUAACAAGAGCAGGGACCGGGCCAUUCUCGUCACAGACCAGCACCUCUACAAGCUGGAGCCCAGGAAACAGUACAAGGUGAUGCGGACCCUGCCUCUGAGCACGGUGACGGGGGUGAGCGUGACCAGCUGCCAAGACCAGCUGGUGGUUUUUCACACCCAGAACCACGACGACCUGGUCAUCUGCUUCCAUAAGAUGCAGCCGGAAGAGGACAACCGAGUUGGGGAGCUGGUGGGGGUGCUGGUGGACCACUUCAAAACGACGAAGCGCGAGCUGCAGGUGCGCGUGUCGGACUGUAUCCAGCUGAGCCUGCGCGGGAGGAAGAGGCUGGUUGCCGUGGAGACGCGCCACGAGCUGGCCUUCCCCGACUUCGGCAAGAGCCGGGACGGCUUUGUGCUUUACUGUCCCAGGAGAUGA
Messenger RNA from Emys orbicularis (European pond turtle), 3024 nucleotides. It is a transcript of the gene MYO1G, whose product is annotated as myosin IG. The transcript has 22 exons. NCBI's taxonomy places the organism in Eukaryota, Metazoa, Chordata, Testudines, Emydidae. The coding region runs from base 1 to 3024 and encodes 1007 amino acids. The record is from RefSeq and is a predicted model, not a curated record. Gene Ontology annotation, biological process: actin filament organization; vesicle transport along actin filament. Gene Ontology annotation, cellular component: vesicle; microvillus; actin cytoskeleton. Gene Ontology annotation, molecular function: ATP binding; microfilament motor activity; actin filament binding.